This is a messenger RNA of Mitosporidium daphniae, 1167 nucleotides long. RefSeq lists its product as uncharacterized. Gene Ontology annotation, biological process: translation; ribosomal large subunit assembly. The transcript has 2 exons. The record is from RefSeq and is a predicted model, not a curated record. The coding region runs from base 1 to 1167 and encodes 388 amino acids. Gene Ontology annotation, molecular function: structural constituent of ribosome; RNA binding. NCBI's taxonomy places the organism in Eukaryota, Fungi, Microsporidia. Gene Ontology annotation, cellular component: ribosome; cytosolic large ribosomal subunit.
AUGUCCCAUCGCAAAUUUGAAGCUCCUCGUCACGGUUCAUUGGGGUUUUUGCCUCGCAAGAGAUGCACUCGUGGAAAGGGAAAGGUAAAGUCAUUCCCAAAAGAUGAUGCCUCCAAGCCUGUUCACCUCACAGCCUUCAUGGGAUACAAAGCUGGAAUGACCCAUAUAGUCCGUGACCUUGACAAGGUUGGAUCCAAGAUGCACAAGAGGGAAAUCGUCGAGGCAGUCACUGUCCUUGAAACGCCCCCAAUGGUCAUCGUUGGUCUUGUUGGCUACAUGAGCACCCCAAAGGGCCUCAAAGCCGUUACUACUGUUUGGGCCGAACAUCUUGGAGAGGAAAUGCGCCGCAGAUUCUAUAGGAACUGGUAUCACUCCAAAAACAAGGCCUUCACCAAAUAUGUCAAGAAAUAUGCUGCUGACAGCGGUGCUCCAAUUACCGAUUCCCUCGAACGCAUCAAGAGCUAUGCAAAUGUCAUUCGCGUUAUUGCGCAUACCCAAAUCCGCAAAAUUAACAUUGGUCAAAAGAGAGCCCAUGUUAUGGAAAUCCAGGUCAAUGGCGGCACAGUUGCUGACAAGGUUGAUUGGGCCUACUCUCAUUUUGAAAAAGUCGUCCCGAUUUCUAGUGUUUUUACUCAAGACGAAUUGAUCGACACCAUUUCCAUUACCAAGGGUAAAGGGUUUGAAGGCGUUACCACCCGUUGGGGUACCAGAAUGCUCCCGCGCAAGACCAACAAGGGUCUUCGUAAGGUCGCUUGCAUCGGUGCUUGGCAUCCAAGCCGUGUCAUGUAUUCAGUCCCUCGUGCUGGUCAAAAUGGCUUCCAUCAUCGUACCGAAACCAACAAGAAGAUUUAUCGUCUGGGAACUGGAUCUGAUCAAACCUCGGCCUCUACUGAGUUUGAUCUUACCAAAAAAUGUAUCACCCCCAUGGGUGGCUUUCCUCAUUAUGGUGUCGUUGAUGAAGAUUUCAUCCUCAUCAAAGGCUGCUGCCCUGGUGUCAAGAAAAGAGUCAUCACUCUUCGUAAGGCUCUCCAUGUACCCACCACUCGUUCGGCUCUUGAAAAGAUCAAUCUCAAAUUUAUCGAUACUUCUUCCAAAUUUGGACAUGGUCGCUUCCAGACUACCGAAGAAAAGACCGCCUUUAUGGGUCCUAUGAAGAAAGAUCUUUAA